Messenger RNA from Onychomys torridus (southern grasshopper mouse), 2949 nucleotides. RefSeq names its product tRNA methyltransferase 6 (gene Trmt6). Lineage: Eukaryota; Metazoa; Chordata; Mammalia; Rodentia; Cricetidae. Gene Ontology annotation, cellular component: tRNA (m1A) methyltransferase complex; nucleus. Gene Ontology annotation, biological process: tRNA methylation. The coding region runs from base 795 to 1739 and encodes 314 amino acids. The record is from RefSeq and is a predicted model, not a curated record. The transcript is spliced from 11 exons.
CGGAAGCGGCGCGCAGCACGUGGGGGCGGUGCCGCGGAGAGGCCGGUUCUUCUUGGUUGUGCGGUGCUGCCAGCUGCUGGAGCGGGGACGGAGCUUGGAUACGGCCUGGCGUCCAUGGAGGCAUCAGCGGAGCAGCCAGCCCCACAGCCCCCGCAUCGGCAUCCGCAUCCCGGGGACCACUGCAUCCAUGACGGCGACUUCGUGGUGCUGAAGCGGGAAGAUGUGUUCAAAGCCGUGCAAGUCCAGCGGAGAAAAAAAGUAACUUUUGAAAAACAGUGGUUCUACCUGGAUAAUGCCAUUGGCCAUAGUUAUGGGUCAACGUUUGAAGUGAGCAAUGGAGGAAGUCUUCAGCUCAAGAAGAAGAAGGAAGAGCCUACUUCAGAGACUAAAGAAGCGGGCACUGAUAAUCGAAAUAUAGUUGAUGAUGGAAAGUCCCAGAAACUUACUCAAGAUGAUAUAAAAGCUCUGAAAGACAAGGGCACUAAAGGAGAGGAAAUAGUUCAGCAGCUAAUUGAAAAUAGUACAACAUUCCGAGACAAAACAGAAUUUGCCCAAGAUAAAUAUAUUAAAAAGAAGAAGAAAAAAUAUGAAGCCAUCGUUACUAUUUUGAAGCCAUCUACCCGUAUUCUUUCAAUUAUGUAUUAUGCAAGAGAACCUGGAAAAAUUAAGUACGCUUUGUUUCCUUUCAAAAGUAUAAUUAGGGGAAAAAUAUGUCUUUAAGAGAGUCAUGAUUUUAAGUAAAAUGAAAAGCUUGCUCACCUGCAUAAAGUGUCCUCCUUCCUCGUAAAUUCCACAUGAGAUAUGAUACACUAGCCCAGAUGUUGACGUUGGGAAAUAUCCGUGCUGGCAAUAAGAUGAUUGUCAUGGAAACGUGUUCAGGCUUGGUGCUAGGUGCCAUGAUGGAGCGAAUGGGAGGUUUUGGCUCCAUUAUUCAGCUGUACCCUGGAGAUGGACCUGUACGGGCAGCAACAGCUUGUUUUGGAUUUCCCAAGUCUUUCCUCCAUGGUCUUUAUGAAUUCCCCCUCAACAAAGUAAACAGUCUUCUAAAUGGAACAUUCUCUGCUGAGCUGCUGUCCUCAGAGCCGAAGGCCAGCGCUCCGGUUGAAGAAAGUAAUGGUGAACACGGGGAAAAACAGAUAUCUGAACAAACUGAUGAGGAGUGCUCGGCAGAAGCCCCAGAAAGCAACCCAGAGGGACAGAGAGCAACGGAAAGUGUUCCCCAGGACCCAGAGAAUAAGGAGCCUAAAGAAAAAGGAAACAAAAGAGAUUAUAUUCAGGAAAAGCAAAGAAGACAAGAGGAGCAGAGGAAAAGACAUUUAGAGGCUGCUGCUCUGCUGGGAGAAAGAAAUGCAGAUGGUUUGAUCGUGGCCAGUCGUUUCCACCCGACUCCGCUGCUGCUGUCUUUGCUAGACUUUGUGGCUCCAUCACGGCCGUUUGUGGUCUACUGUCAGUAUAAAGAGCCUUUGUUGGAAUGCUACACAAAACUUCGGGAGAGGGGAGGGGUCAUCAACCUGAGACUGUCUGAAACCUGGCUCAGGAAUUACCAGGUUUUGCCAGAUCGGAGUCAUCCCAAAUUGCUGAUGAGUGGAGGUGGAGGGUACCUUCUAUCAGGCUUCACUGUUGUCUCGGACAACCUGCGAGCAGACCCCAGCCUCAAGUCUUGUGCAAGCACUUUAGACUCACAUGAGGCUGAGGAGCCAGCAGCUAAAAAACAGAAAUGCGUGGGAUCUGGUUCUUAAGAGAUUACUGUUUGUUCUAAGGCGUUCUGCAGCUGUUAAUUACACUUGAAAUGACAUCACUAAAUGUUUUUUUCCUAUCCUAAGAAUGUGUGGACACCCGUUCCUGGGAAGAAAUAAGCCUCUCAUUUGCUUCUGAUGCAGAUGGGAUUAGUCAGCACUGCAGCUCCGACGUGUGGUGAUGAGUGAUAAGCCGUCCUGUUUCUAUGACAGACUCUGAGUCCUUAAAAGUACUCUGCAAAUACCUUGGGAAGGUCAACAUCUUGAGAGUGUUGAUAUGUAAGACUUUGUUUCUAUUUUAAGCAAAGAUGAAUAAUACAAGCUAGCUAAAACGUGAUGAGCAGUGAAAAGAAAUCCCCGCUCAUCCAUUCUCUUCAACCUAAGCAAUAUGGAUGUUUGAGCCUAUGAGGUUUAUAGUACCAAAAAUGUCUGCCCUUACCCUGUGCCCUGCAAUGGAAUAAGCCUUUUUAAAUACUAGAUUUUAUUAUUUUAAUAGUUGAAAGCCUGAAGAAAAUCCAGGUAUUUCUUUUACUGCCUCUCCCUUUUUUGGUGCAUAGAAAGGUUUAGUGAGUGCUUUUUUGCAGUGGUUUACCCAUCUUCUUUGUUCUAAAUAAAGUGAUUAGAACUUUUGUGUACUAUUAAACAAUUGAUUUUUUUCCCUCUAGAAAUGUGUAUCGCUGUUGGUAUAUAUACAUACACAUAGAUGCAUAUGUAUAUGUCAACACGGACAGAAUGUACUACCUGUAGUGGGGGAGAGAGCAAGAGAAUACACAGUUGAUCUGAACUGUGGUAAAGACUUGUGCAAGACAGACCAGCUCUCAGUGCGUUGGUAUCACUCCUUGUCAAGUGUUUCAAGUGCCUUUUUCUGGGAUUACUCACACUGGUCUCUGAGGGUCUGCUGGAGUGAAGUGGGUGGCCUUUAUCAGCUCAGAAAAAAAGUAUAAUCAAAUUACUUUACCAUCUCCAUUGUAAGAAAUAAAAAUGUCUAACUCAAGACUGUUGUCUGCUUGAGAAUCUUGUCCUGCUCGGUAGAAUGUGCCAGUGGUGUUCAUGUCACCAUAGAAGCCUAUCCAGCCAGGAGCAUCUCGGAUGAAAAAAACUGUUUUCCUAAUAGCACGUGCUGUUUUGAUCAUGGCUGCUGUGAUUACCAACUAUGGUUUUUAUUCUUUUUCCUCUAAUAAUUUCUUUUAAAGAAUAAAAGUUUCCUACUCUG